Pocillopora verrucosa is the source of this 1959-nucleotide messenger RNA. RefSeq lists its product as uncharacterized. Lineage: Eukaryota; Metazoa; Cnidaria; Anthozoa; Scleractinia; Pocilloporidae. The record is from RefSeq and is a predicted model, not a curated record. Gene Ontology annotation, molecular function: RNA helicase activity; ATP binding; mRNA binding.
UAAUAUGGCGGCUGUUUUGCACGGACGGCGAGUAGUUGACUUGCUUCCGGUAAAAAUUAUAUUUGGUUGUCAGCAUGUUCGAUGUGCACGUUUGGCCAGGAAAGUUGCAGCCUCAAGUUCUCUGUCUCCUAAAUCUACAAAACAGGUCAAAGAGCCGGUCAGACAGCCACAUAAACAGCUAGUAAAACGAGUCAAACCUGAUAUGGAUAUGAAGUCUGCACUUUCAAGACAACUGAGCAGGAGGAGAGAUUUGGCUUCUCAAAAAAGACCACUGCUGGAGCAGCAGAGUAACAAAGAGACAAUAUCAAAAGGACGCAAAGAAAUUGUCAUUGAGCCAUCUUGUUCUGAGAAUCCUGCAUUCAGGCCAGACAAAGAUGUAGAUAUUGAGUUACAAGUUUCAUCAUUUAGCCCUCUUGGAUUAAGAGAGGAUGUGUUGAAGGCUUUGUACAAUAUAAAUGUUACAAAACCCACAGUCAUUCAGAUGGUAACAAUUCCCCCAUUACUUAAAAGAGAGCAUGUGCUUUGUGCUGCACAAACAGGGACUGGAAAAACUCUUGCUUACCUGGCGCCAGUGGUUCACCAUCUGAGAGAAGACGAGCGCAAACAUGGUGUCAUAACGCGUCUGAAACGACCACGAGCAUGUAUUGUUGUUCCAGGCAGGGAACUUGCUAUUCAAGUGUUAGAAGUUGCUAAGUCAUUAAGUCAUCAUGCACGCUUUAAAUCAGUUGGCAUUAUCGGCGGACGGAAAAAGAAAUUUAUGAAAAGAGACCUUGCGUCUCCCGUGGAUCUCGUGGUUGCCACUCCAGGAACGUUACUUCAAUUUCGCCAGAAAGAUCGUUUGUUUUUCUCGGAUUUGUCGUAUUUGGUAAUUGAUGAAGCGGAUUCCAUGUUUGAUUCCUCGUUCAAAUCAGACACAAUGGAAAUUCUCCAAUCGAUCUCGAUACGACAAGGUAGACCAUCUCCUCCCAGCGAGCAGCCGGUGGACACACAAGUCACUAUUGUCGGUGCAACGAUGCCAAAUGAGUUGGUGGUAGACACCUUACAGCGAAUGCUUCCGCGCUUAAAAACAUGUUCUUCUGGUCUUCACCGCGUUCUUCCCCAUAUCAGACAUAGGUUUGUAAAAAUCAAGCAGGAGGAAAAGGCAGGCAAACUCCUAAGACUCCUGAGACACGACCUUCAAGAUCCUUUUCAGCGAACUAUCGUGUUCUGUAAUACCACAGAGGCUUGCGAUUUUGUGGGGCAUUUUCUCGUAGAGAAGCGUAUCAAAUUUAUCCGACUUCACAAAGUGCUUCCUUCCAAGGUGAGGAGCAACUUAUUUGAAGAGUUCCAAGAGGGAAGAGCAAGAGUUCUUGUUUGUACUGAUAUAGCAUCUAGAGGAGUAGACCCUGAUGUAGGCCAUGUGAUCAACUUUGACUUCCCCACGUCGUUAGUGGACUAUAUUCACCGCGUGGGUAGAACUGGCCGUGUAACGACAGAGACGACAUCAACAGGGGUAUCGGUAGCCACCAGUCUACUUACUCAUAACCGGGAUGUUAGAAUGGCAAAGAUAAUUGAGCAAGCAGCUAAAAAACAGCGACGUCUGGAAGGUAUCGAAAUUCGCCCCAAGCGCCCCUCUGCAGAGCCUGGCCCCAGAGAGAUCUGGGAAAAUAAAGAAAUAAACUUUAAAAAGUUGGAUGAUGAAGACUUUGACGAGGAAGAUGUAGAGUUCACGUGACAUGCGGUGUCUCAGAUUGAAACAAACAUUUCUUAUUUAUGGAAAUACAUCGUUAACACUACGAGUUACAUGGAUCCUUUGAAGUUCAUAGUGAGCGUGUCUUUGGGCCCGUGCUUGUCUUGCGAAACGACUGUAAGUGCCUUAUCAAGGAAAGUGAAGAUAUCUUAUGACUAAAAUGUCGACCAAAAUGAAAGGAAAAAAAAACGUUGAGAAACGUCAUUAAAGAUAAGUAUAUGUGCAGCUGA